Messenger RNA from Gasterosteus aculeatus aculeatus (three-spined stickleback), 1466 nucleotides. RefSeq names its product PDZ and LIM domain 1 (elfin) (gene pdlim1). Gene Ontology annotation, biological process: heart development; muscle structure development; actin cytoskeleton organization. Gene Ontology annotation, molecular function: actin binding; muscle alpha-actinin binding. NCBI's taxonomy places the organism in Eukaryota, Metazoa, Chordata, Actinopteri, Perciformes, Gasterosteidae. Gene Ontology annotation, cellular component: Z disc; adherens junction; stress fiber. The record is from RefSeq and is a predicted model, not a curated record.
GGUCGGACGCAGAGCCUCAGACACGGUACCAGUCCGCUGCUUCAGAGACGACGCCGCCAUGCCUCUCCGGGUUGUAAUGCCGGGUCCCGGGCCCUGGGGCUUCAGGCUGGUCGGGGGAAAGGACUUCGAGCAGCCGCUGACUAUUUCCCGGGUGACCCCGGCGAGUAAAGCCGCUCAGGCCAACCUGUGCAUCGGCGACAUGAUCCUGGCCAUCGGCGGCGAGCCGACGGAGGGCAUGACUCACUUGGAGGCGCAGAACAAGAUCAAGGGGUGCAUAGAGGAGAUGGUGCUCUCUGUAGACAGGUCAGAAAGUAAAAUGUGGUCCCCGCUUUCGUCCGAGGAAGGGAGGACACAUCCGUACAAGAUGAAUCUGGCAUCCGAGCCAAAGGAGGUGAGGCACAUCGGCUCCACCCACAACCGCAGCGCGCUGCCGUUCGCCGGCUUCGGCUCCAAGGUGGUGACCAACCAGUACAACAGCCCCUCCGCGCUGUACUCCUCAGAGAACAUCAAGGACUUCAACUCGGCCGUGGACGAAGUCCAGACCCUCGCUGCUGCCAACGAGCCCCACAGCAAAGCUCCGUCAGAUCUUCCUCAGACGGGCAAGCGGCCGCCCGUCGCAGCCGACUCCGAGGUUUACAAGAUGCUGCAGGAGAACCAGGAGUCCGUGGAGCCGCCGCGGCAGUCCGCUUCAUUCAAAGUGCUGCAGGAGAUCCUGGAGACGGGUGACCCCGAUAAGCCGUCAGGGUUCAGGAGUGUGAAACCGCCCGCCACAAAGAUUGGAUCAUCGGUGGGGAACACGGAGAAGUUGCCCUCCUGUGACAAAUGUGGUUCGGGGAUCGUGGGGAUGGUGGUGAAGCUGAGGGACAAGUUCCGUCACCCCGAGUGCUACACCUGUACGGACUGCAACGUCAACCUGAAACAGAAGGGACAUUUCUUUGUGGAGGAGCAGAUAUAUUGCGAGAAGCACGCACGCGAGCGAGUGACUCCGCCGGAGGGCUACGACGUGGUCACCGUCUACCCCAAGUAGAGCGCUCGCUGAGCGCCGCCUCUGACUGCACGCCGUUAUAGGACGCCGUGACAUAAUCCAGGACAUGCCGACGUCCAGGGCUCGCUAAUCCUGAGACCCUUAAGUGGUCUUCUCUCGCAUUCUGCUUCAGCACGGUCAUUGGUAGACAGAACUUACAACUACAGCUUUGAAAAUGUUAAUUUGCACGGUGACUUUGGCAUCUACAAAAGGAAAGUUGAUUUGAUACUAUGAAAUGAUGGCAUUCAUUUAAUCUCUCCCCAAAUUUUUGUAUUUUCUUCAUCAUUUUCCAUUUGUCAGCCGAUGUGUUCAAGUGGAUAUUUGUCUUUGCAUGGUCAGUACGUUCUCUUGACUUGUGAAAACAAAGAAAAGCCACACCUUUUCACCCUGUGAUACAUGUUUUAUUCAUUAAAUAGACUUACUUUAUGCAGCAAAAAAAAAA